Pangasianodon hypophthalmus (striped catfish) is the source of this 8637-nucleotide messenger RNA. RefSeq names its product golgi brefeldin A resistant guanine nucleotide exchange factor 1 (gene gbf1). The coding region runs from base 16 to 5880 and encodes 1954 amino acids. The record is from RefSeq and is a predicted model, not a curated record. The transcript has 41 exons. Gene Ontology annotation, biological process: regulation of ARF protein signal transduction. Gene Ontology annotation, molecular function: guanyl-nucleotide exchange factor activity. Lineage: Eukaryota; Metazoa; Chordata; Actinopteri; Siluriformes; Pangasiidae.
GCGAUUGGCUGAAAAAUGGAUCACGUCAAAAAACAUCAAGCUAGUUUGCACUUCACGCUUUUCCACGUCAGUAAGUUUACUUGCACGACCGGCUUGCUAACCGUAGCGACGUUAAAUAACGUUACAGCUUCAAAUACAGAGGAACAACCUGGGCAUGACGUGAAACUGCUUACACUGCAUGGCCUAACUACGUUCUCCUGUUUCAUCUUCAGAUUUGCAGUGAUGGACAAGAAUAUAUACAUCAUCCAAGGGGAGAUUGCAACAGUGGUUGGUGCUAUCAAGAGAAACUCCAGAUGGAGUACACACACACAGCUGGAUGAAGAGCAGGACCCACUUCUCAGCAGUUUCAGUCACCUUAAGGAGACCCUCAACAACAUCAAAGACCUCUCUGAAGUGGAGCCCAAUGUGUUUCUCCGACCCUUCUUGGAAGUUGUUCGCUCAGAGGAUACAACUGGACCAAUCACAGGCCUCGCUCUCACGUCUGUCAACAAGUUCCUCUCAUAUGGCCUCAUAGAUGCCAAUCAUGAAGGCGCAGCAGAGGGGAUUGAGAACAUGGCUGACGCGGUCACUCAUGCAAGAUUUGUGGGGACAGACCCUGCUAGUGAUGAAGUGGUACUUAUGAAAAUCCUCCAGGUUUUGAGAACUUUGCUGCUGACCCCAGUGGGAGCCCAUCUGACGAACGAGUCUGUGUGCGAGAUAAUGCAGUCCUGCUUCCGUAUUUGCUUUGAGAUGAGACUAAGUGAGCUGCUGAGGAAAUCAGCCGAACACACGCUGGUGGACAUGGUGCAGCUGCUCUUCUCCAGAUUACCACAGUUUAAAGAGGAGGCUAAAAGUUUUGUGGGCACCAACAUGAAGAAGAUCCCAGGCUGUAUCCUGGACACACAAGAUCUUAUUAAUGCAGAUCACCCUAGAAACGCCAAUCAGAGUGGUUUAGACAGGCUGAAGAUGCGUGCUGGUGGAAUGAGCGAGUCAUCCAAGUGGAAGAAACAGAAGCGUUCUCCUCGUCCCUCUCGUCACAUGGUGCGCAGCCCUUCAGGACAGAUGGACCAAGCCCAGCUCAGCGCUCUCAGCAACAAUCUCUCAGGUGGAGUGCCAUUUUUUGAGCAACAGGGUGAUGGUACUGCAGCGCUGCCUGUUUCUGAUAGUGCAGCCUCCUCCAUCUCCAACCCUACUGCAGACAGUGGACUGUCCAGCUGCUCUAAAGCCACAUCUAAAGAAGACCUCACAGAUCUGGAGAGCUGCUCCACAGCCACCACUCCCAGCACAGCAGCCUCCACUGAUGCCACCAUGCUCGACAUGCAGAGUGAGGGUAGACAGGUAGAACGUACUCAGUCUGCCUCAGUAGAGUCCAUUCCUGAAGUGCUUGAGGACCGAGAUUCAUUAGUGGAUCAGUCUGACUCUGCAUCUGUGCAUGACAUGGACUAUGUAAAUCCCAGAGGCGUGCGCUUCACUCAGUCUACUCAGAAAGAGGGUGCAGCUCUGAUCCCUUAUGGACUCCCAUGUCUGAGAGAGCUCUUCCGCUUUCUCAUUUCUCUCACCAACCCGCAUGACCGCCACAACUCAGAUGUGAUGAAGCACAUGGGUUUGCAGCUGCUCAAUGUGGCUCUGGAGGCCACACACAUCGCUCCCUACCAGUCACUGCUGGUCCUAGUCAAAGAGGAACUCUGCAGACAUCUCAUACAGUUAUUAAGUGAAGAUCGAAUCAAUUUGUAUGCUGCUUCCAUACGAGUCUGCUUUCUGCUGUUUGAGAGCAUGCGUGGACAUCUCAAAUUUCAGCUUGAGAUUUAUUUGAAGAAGCUAAUGGACAUCAUUACCUCAGAGAACCCAAAGAUGCCCUAUGAAAUGAAGGAAAUGGCCCUUGAGGCAGUUGUGCAGCUGUGGAGAAUCCCUAGCUUUGUGACUGAGCUGUAUAUUAACUAUGACUGUGAUUUCUACUGUUCCAACCUUUUUGAGGACCUCACCAAGCUGCUCUCCAAGAAUGCUUUUCCAGUCUCUGGACAGCUCUACACAACCCAUCUUCUCUCACUUGAAGCCCUGUUAACUGUAAUAGACAGCAUAGAGGGCCACUGUCAGGCCAAAGUGAUGAACAGAGCUACUGAGCAAGAGCAUUCAGAAACUUUAACAGCUGAAGGAGAGGCCUCUGUCGACAGUACCACAGAUGCAGUCACAGAGGCUGGCAAGGCUUUAUUUGGAUCAAAUGGACAGACUGCAGUAGAGUCUGGAGUGCCAUCAGUAUGCCCUCCAACCAGUGGACAUCUCAUGGCUGAAAAGAUGAGGCUGGGUAGACAAGACCAGGAGGAGACUGAUACGGCUGAAAAGAAAAGUCCUAAAAAGCCUCAGCGUUUCACCAGUUGUCUUCCAGACUCCCAGGAACUGAUGAGUAUCAAAAACAAGAAAAAGCUUCUCAUCACAGGCACAGAGCAGUUCAAUCAGAAGCCUAAGAAGGGCAUCCAGUUUCUGCAAGAAAAAGGUAUUCUGAGCAGCCCAAUGGACACCAGUGAGGUGGCUCAGUGGCUAAGAGAAAACCCCCGACUGGACAAGAAGAUGAUUGGAGAAUUCAUCAGUGAAAGGAACAGCAUGGAGUUGCUAGACAGUUUUGUCAACACGUUCACUUUCCAAGGGCUGCGUAUAGAUGAGGCACUGCGUUUGUAUCUGGAGGCUUUCCGACUUCCUGGCGAAGCGCCGGUCAUUCAUCGGCUCUUGGAGACCUUCACUGACAACUGGCAUAAAGUAAAUGGGAAUCCCUUCUUGUCAAAUGAUGCUGGUUUUGCUUUGGCCUAUGCUGUCAUUAUGUUGAACACGGAUCAACACAACCACAACGUUCGCAAGCAGAAUAUCCCCAUGACUGUAGAGCAAUUCAAGAAAAAUCUGAAAGGUGUGAAUGGUGGUACAGAUUUUGAUCAGGACAUGCUGGAAGAUAUCUACAAUGCCAUCAAGAAUGAAGAAAUUGUUAUGCCUGAUGAGCAGAAAGGCUUGGUGAAGGAGAACUAUGUGUGGAGUGUGUUGCUACACAGAGGGGCCACUUCUGAGGGGAUCUUCCUCCAUGUGCCUGCAGGCAGCUAUGAUCACGACCUGUUCACAAUGACCUGGGGCCCGACAAUCGCUGCCCUUUCCUACGUGUUUGACAAGAGCUUAGAAGACACCAUUAUCCAAAAAGCCAUUACAGGCUUCAGGAAAUGUGCAAUGAUCUCAGCACACUAUGGCUUUAGUGAUGUUUUUGAUAAUUUAAUCAUCUCCCUUUGCAAGUUUACGACACUCAACAGUGAGUCUGUAGAAAACCUGCCCACGGUUUUUGGCAGUAACCCCAAGGCUCAGAUAGCAGCAAAGACUGCGUUUCACCUCGCCCAUCGGCAUGGCGAUAUUUUGCGAGAGGGUUGGAAGAACAUCAUGGAUGCUAUGCUGCAGCUCUUCAGGGCUGAGCUCUUACCCAAAUCCAUGGUAGAGGUUGAGGAUUUUGUAGAGCCUAAUGGAAAGAUUUCUCUACAGCGUGAGGAGACACCAUCAAACAGGGGAGAGUCGGCUGUGUUGAGCUUUGUUAAUUGGUUGACACUGAGUGGUGGAGCGGAGCAGUCAGGACAGCGCGGCCCCUCUACUGAGAAUCAGGAGGCCAAACAGGCUGCCCUGCUCUGUAUAAAGCAUUGUGACCCUGAGAAACUGAUCACAGAAAGCAAGUUCCUGCAGCUGGAAUCUCUGCAGGAGCUUAUGAAGGCCCUCAUCUCAGUGACACCUGAUGAAGAGACCUAUGAUGAAGAAGACGCUGCUUUCUGUCUAGAGAUGCUUCUGCGCAUUGUUUUGGAGAAUAGGGACCGGGUGUCGUGUGUGUGGCAGACUGUCCGUGCCCGCUUGUAUCAUCUGUGUGUGCAUGCCAAUGAGAGCUGCUUCCUGGUAGAAAGAGCUGUAGUGGGAUUGCUGAGACUUGCUAUACGCUUGCUGCGCCGAGAGGACAUCAGCUCACAGGUGCUGCACUCUUUGCGCCUGCUCCUAAUGAUGAAGCCUCACGUGUUGUCCAGAGUGAGUCGAGAGGUUGCCUAUGGUCUACACGAGCUGCUCAAAACCAAUGCUGCCAACAUCCACUGCACUGAAGACUGGUACACUCUUUUUACGCUGCUGGAGUGCAUCGGUGCUGGAGUCAAACCUCCAGCUGCACUGCAGGUCACCAGCAGCAGCCCUGACAGUGACACAGGUGCUCAGUCUGACAGUGAACUGAGCUCAUACCACCAGAGUGAAGUCACUUUGGACCGAGGCUAUACCUCUGACUCUGAGGUCUACACUGAACACAGCAAGCCCAGAAUACCCCGAUCUGCCACUGAAGUUGAAGUGGGAUGGCUAGUGGUUGGUAAGGAUGACCUGGACAGCGCUAAGGCACCACUUGCUCCAGACUCUAAACCUCAGACUCCUCUUAUUAACCAGUACAGUUUGACCUUGGGUCAGGACAUGGGCCUGCAUGAUACCAAAUCCCUCAUCAAGUGUGUGGAGUCACUCUCUUUUAUUGUACGUGAUGCUGCUCAUGUCACACCUGAGAACUUUGAGCUUUGCGUGAAAGCCAUCCGAGUGUUUGUGGAAGCCAGUCUUAAUGGAGGUUAUCGCACCCAUGAGAAAAAAAAGAGCCACAAAUACGACUCAAAAGCUAGUAGGCUGCGGAAGAAGCCGCGAGAGAAGGAUGGUGUGUCCCGGCGAGCUAAACCCACCAGUCAGCGGCCCUCCCGUUCCCACAGUGACGAUGAGGAGGACGAGGGGGUGCCAGCCAGUUACCAUACGGUGUCUUUACAGGUUAGUCAGGACUUGUUAGAUCUGAUGCACACACUGCACACGCGGGCAGCCAGUAUCUACAACUCAUGGGCAGAAGAACAGCGCCAUCUGGAGGCCAGUGGAAAGAAGAUUGAAGCUGACUCUCAGACACUGUGGUCAAGCUGCUGGUGUCCUUUGCUCCAAGGUAUGGCCUGGCUGUGCUGCGAUGCUCGGAGGCAGGUUCGGAUGCAGGCUCUCACUUACCUCCAGAGGGCGCUGCUUGUACAUGAUCUGCAGACACUGGAUGCUGUGGAGUGGGAAUCCUGUUUCAACAAAGUCCUGUUUCCACUGCUGACUAAGCUCUUAGACAACAUCAGCCCAGCAGAUGUCGGGGGCAUGGAGGAGACCAGGAUGAGGGCCUGCACACUGCUCUCUAAGGUGUUCCUUCAGCAUCUCUCGCCACUGCUUUCUCUGCCCACAUUCGCUGCUCUCUGGCUUACCAUCCUAGACUUCAUGGACAAGUACAUGCAUGCUGGCUCCAGUGACCUCCUGUUGGAGGCGAUCCCUGAGUCUCUGAAGAAUAUGCUGUUGGUAAUGGACACAGCUGGGAUCUUCCACAGUGCAGACUCGCGUACAGGCUACUCUGAUCUGUGGGAGAUCACCUGGGAGAGGAUUGACUGCUUCCUGCCCCAUCUCAGAGAGGAGCUUUUCAAACAAGCUGUCAUGCCAGAACCUGUCCCCAGUGUACCUAUAGAACCUGCUCCCGCUUCUGUUCCCAUUUCUCCACCCUCCCAUUAUGUGCCAUCCCCUGCACCAGUGCCAACUGCUCCCACAGAGCCAAAGACCCCCAGCAGACCUGCAUCUCCUCAGGACAUACAAACACCCAGUGCCAAUGGAACUGAUAGAUCAUCUCCAGUGCCCCCCUCUACUCCUCCAAUGCCCACUCCAGUUAAGAGCUCGGCUGACUCCCCGCCCACUCUCUCUCAGUCUCCUUUAAUACUCCAGCCCCUAGCCUCUCCACUACAGGUGGGCGUGCCCCCCAUGACACUGCCAAUCAUUCUAAAUCCCGCCCUCAUAGAAGCCACAUCGCCUGUACCCCUGCUUCCAGCGCCUCGUCCAACCGAAACCGCUGACACUUCAGAGGUCAAAUAGAAAAUGCAAGAUUGUUCUGGAGCAUCUAGAAAGAGGACAUUGGAGGAUUGGAGACCCUCUCAUGCUGCUGUUCUCUCUCUGCAUUAACAUGCUCCAACUUGCCUCACGAUCAGCACAAAUGAAUACAUUACAUAAGGCCAGGACCUGGAAAGAGUGAUGGAGAGCUAAAGAGAGAGAGAGUGCAAUUGACAUGCUCCUUAUUUACCCACAUAAACCAUGUCCACAGUAAGGUAUAUUACAGCCAGUGCUGUUGAUCAUGCAAGUCUUCAUUAAUCCAAUUUGCACAAAUAUUUAUUCAGAUUAGCAAUGUGCACCUGGAACAUGAAGGACAGAUAUACAGUGAUGGGACCAGGUAUGACACUGAUUCAAGUUUAUAUUUCUACCCAUUUGAGCAGAUUUAAUAUAUUGAAGCUACAGUGUCUUUACACUAUUCCUAAAAUUUAUUGGAACAGAUAUAGCAGUAAAUUAUUUGGUUUAGAUUCAGCAUGAUCUGUACUGAAUAGUAUUUUAUUUCUGGGGUAUAAGGACUGCAGGUAAAUAGAACUAUAGAAAUGGAUCUAGCACUAACUCUCCACACCACUCAAUAUAAUUUAAACUGUAUAGUAACAUUAAACAAACAUAAUUUAUGUUUACAUAUUUGCUUUCUUAGACUUUUACAUAGUUAUCUUGUGUUCUACAUUGACCACGAUAACUUCAGAAAUGUUUGUCCUGCAUUUCAUCAUUUGAAAAUAUCUGUCAAAAUGUAGACUUUUUGAUGAGAAGUAAUGAAUAUACAUUCUCUUGAGAGCAAACCCAAAGACAGAGGAGAUCCACUUGUUCAGUGAAAACCACAAGUAGAACAUUCCAGAUUUGUUCCUAAAUCAAGCCUGUCAGAGGUGGUUUAAAUGGGUGAAUGUGCUGUCCAGGGAAAUCUGCAUGCCAGGUUUUUAUUUUAUUUUGUUUUUAGUCCUGAUAGGUCUUAAAGAGAUUGUUAACUGAGUACAGUUUUGGAGUCACAUUGUGUUACUAUUUCUGAUGUUGGUGUAAUUCAUUUAUAGAUCACAUUUCUUAAAAAUUCACCGAUCAGCCUUAACAUUAAAACUCCCUGCCUAAUAUUGCGUAGAUUCCCCUUGUGCCACCAAAAUAGCUUUGACCAGCUUUGUCAUGGCAUGGACUCCACAAGACCUCUGAAGGUGUGCUGUGGUAUCUGACACCAAGACAUUAGCAGCAGAUCCUUUAAGUCAUGAAAGUUGAGAAGUGGGGCCUCCGUGGAUCGGACUUGUUUGUCCAGCACAUCCCACAGAUGCUCAAUUGGAUUGAGAUCUGGGGAAUUUGGAGGCCAGGUCAACACCUUGAACUCUUUGUCACGUUCCUCAAACAUUCCUGAACAAUUUUUGCAGCAUAGCAGGGUGCAUUAUCCUGCUGAAAGAGGUCAAAACCAUUUGGGAAUAUCAUUGCCAUGAAAGGGUGUCUGCAACAAAGUUUAGUUAGGUGGUAUGUGUCAAAAUAAUGAAUGCCAGGACCCAAGGUUUCCCAUUAGAACAUUGCACAGAGCAUCACACUGCCUCUGCCAGCUUGCCUUCUUCCUAUAGUGCAUCCUGGUGCCAUCUCUUCCCCAGGUAAGCGACACACACCCCCAGCUGUCCACACGAUGUAAAAGAGAAUGUGAUUCAUCAGACCAGGCCACCUUCUUCCAUUGCUCCAUGGUCCAGUUCUGAUACUCACGUGCCCACUGUAGGCGCUUUCGGUGGUGGACAGGGGUCAGCAUGGGCACUCUGACCGCUCUGCAGCUACGCAGCUCCAUACACAGCAAGCUGUGAUGCAGUGUGUGUUCUGACACCUUUCUGUCGUAGCCAGCAUUAACUUUUUCAGCAAUUUGUGCUACAGUAGCUCUUCUGUGAGAUCAGACCAGACAGGCUAGCCUUCACUCCCCACGCGCAUCAGUGAUCCUUGGGCGUCCAUGACCCUGUCACUGGUUCACUGGUUGUCCUUCCUUGGACCACUUUUGGUAGGUCAUAACCACUGCAUAUGGGGAACACCCACCACGACCUGCAGUUUUGGAGAUGCUCUGACCUAGUCUCUAGCCAUCACAAUUUGGCCGUUGUCAAAGUUGCUCAGAUCCUUACGCUUGCCCAUUUUUCCUGUUUUGAAACACAUCAACUUCAAUAACUGACUGUUCACUUGCUGACUAAUAUAUCCCACCCCUUGACAGGUGCCACUGUACUGAGAUAAUCAAUGUUAUUCACUUCACCUGUCAGUGGUUUUAAUGUUAUGGCUGAUCGGUGUAUAUACAAAGAAAAUUAUUUGGAAUGGAUAUAAACUACGAAUCUAGUGAAUCGAGUCCAUUUUGUUUAAUAAAUCAGUUUAUAACCUCAAGAGCUCUGUAUUAUUGUACCUGUUAUCCCAGAAUAGGUGUACAGAAGACUAGUUUUUGCUCUGGGUCUUACUGGAUUUUUGCUGACUUGGUCCAUAUCAAGUUGCUGAAAACAGCAAGUAUUGCCCAUUUAUGAGAAGAGGACAUACCUUGUGUGUUAAGUUGGAGUAAUCAGGUUGAUGUCUUUUGCUGCUGAAGCUCAGAAUCAUUCAGAAAUCAGUUGCUUUAACUUGUGAAACUAGGAUGCCACUGCCUUGUGUCAGACAAAAUAAGUCACCACCCAAAAUUAAGGGGCAAUGGAGGGAUUUUAGGUAAUUCUCUAGUCAACAGGAAUGACAUACAAAUAUGUAUAUAUGAAUAAAAUGUACUUUUUACAAUCUAAUAAAUAUGAUAUUAUAAACAAA